ACGUUUUGACGUCUACCGUUUCCGGAAGUCGAUCGUUCACUCCCGUGGUCCAGAGUGAAAAACGAUAGCGCAAACAAAUAUACCGUAUUUCUGUAGUUGCAACAUCACAAAUGUCAGGAGGGACCCGUUUAGAGAACGCAAAUCCUUUGAUUUUUCAACGAACAGGCGAGAGGCUUCAGACCGCAAAUGACGAGGACGAAGAUGUUGCUGAUCCCAUCGACGACAGAGAAAUAUUUGAUCUCAUCAGAUCCAUUAAUGAUCCUGAACACCCACUGUCCCUCGAGGAGUUAAAUGUCGUGGAACAAGUGCGAGUGCGCGUAGAUGACCAAGAGAACACAGUGGGUGUGGAGUUCACCCCCACUAUACCCCACUGCAGCAUGGCAACUCUCAUAGGCCUGUCCAUCAAAGUCAAACUGCUGCGGUCCCUGCCAGAAAGGUUUAAGAUUGAUGUGCACAUCACUCCUGGGACGCAUGCCUCAGAAGAUGCAGUCAACAAACAGCUGGCAGACAAAGAGAGAGUGGCCGCUGCACUCGAGAACUCCCAGCUUCUGGAGGUGGUCAACCAGUGUCUGAUAUCCAAUGCAAGGACAGGCUGACCCCCCUGAUGGAUCAAUUGAAAAUUCUCCUUAGUCCUGGAGUAGCCUUAAUGUUUCUCUCCUGACAUGCUAACUGGACUGGUUGUUCCGUUUAUGUUGAGUAAAUGGCAAAUGUAUCACCUAUGCUGCCGUCGUAUUAUUUUCUUCUAACAGAAUUCCCUUGUAUCAUGUUUGUCUGUGUUGUAGGUAGAAAUACUAAACACGCACUAUAGUUCUCUUCACUAGAUCUUCAGUUUUGCACUAUAAAAGACAGGCAUUGUAUCCUUUAUUAUACAAGUAAAGCAAUAAAACACAAGGUCAUAUCUUAUUUCAUUGAAAAUAUACCUGAUAUUAAUGGCAUUUGCAAAGAGAACUAAGGAAAUGUAUCUCAAAUAAAAUGUCAAAGUACACAAUGACAUGUAAGCCCAACGACUGGGGAACAGGCCCUGACACUGAAUAUGAAAGGCCGUUGUUUAUAACAUACGUCUGGGGAAAAAUUAUAUGAAGUAUAAUACUUGUGGAAUUGGAUUUUCAUCAGAUGCCUUAUUUCAUAUUUGUCCAAAAUAGUAUAAAAUAUGUGAAAUAGCA
Messenger RNA from Salvelinus sp. IW2-2015, 1163 nucleotides. RefSeq names its product cytosolic iron-sulfur assembly component 2B. Gene Ontology annotation, cellular component: cytosolic [4Fe-4S] assembly targeting complex. Gene Ontology annotation, biological process: iron-sulfur cluster assembly. Lineage: Eukaryota; Metazoa; Chordata; Actinopteri; Salmoniformes; Salmonidae. The record is from RefSeq and is a predicted model, not a curated record.